Messenger RNA from Lagenorhynchus albirostris (white-beaked dolphin), 2490 nucleotides. Its product is annotated as zinc finger protein 383-like. The coding region runs from base 1 to 2490 and encodes 829 amino acids. The record is from RefSeq and is a predicted model, not a curated record. NCBI's taxonomy places the organism in Eukaryota, Metazoa, Chordata, Mammalia, Artiodactyla, Delphinidae. Gene Ontology annotation, biological process: regulation of DNA-templated transcription. The transcript is spliced from 7 exons.
AUGGCCCAUGGAUCACUGACAUUCAGUGAUGUGGCCAUAGGCUUCUCUCAGCAGGAGUGGGAAUGUCUUGACUUCGUUCAGAAGACUUUGUACCGGGAUGUGAUGAUGGAGAACUAUGGUAACUUGGUCUCACUGGGCCAUUCCAUUUCUAAGCCAAAUGUAAUUACCUUACUGGAGCAAGGAAAAGAACCCUGGAUGUUUAUGAGAGAAAAAACAAGAAGUUGGUGUACAGCUCUAAGAGAGGUCUGGAUCCUCCAUAUCUAUUUGGACUCAAGAUAUGAAAUAAUCUGCAAUGGAAAAACAUACAUUUAUACAAAACGUUCAUCUCUUACUCUACAUCACAGAAUUGAUAAUGGAGAGAAACCAUAUGAAUGUAAGGAAUGUGGGAAGGCCUUUAGUCGUCAUACAGACCUAAGAGUACAUCAAGUAAUUCAUACUGGUGAGAAACCAUAUGAAUGUAAGGAAUGUGGCAAGGCGUUUAGUCGUCAUACAGACCUAAGAGUACAUCAAACAAUUCAUACUGGUGAGAAACCAUAUGAAUGUAGGGAAUGUGGCAAGGCCUUUAGUCGUCUUACAGACUUUAAAGUACAUAAGAGAAUUCAUACUGGUGAGAAACCCUAUGAAUGUGAAGAAUGUGGGAAGGCCUUUAGUCGUGCCUCAAACCUUGCUCAACAUGGAAGAGUUCAUACUGGUGAGAAAUCCUAUGGAUGUAAGGAAUGUGGGAAGGCCUUUAGUGACGUUGGAACACUUAGAAUACAUCAGAGAAUUCAUACUGGUGAGAAACCCUAUGAAUGUAAGGAAUGUGGGAAGGCCUUUAGUCAAGCCUCAAACCUUAUACAACAUGACAGGAUUCAUACUGGUGAAAAACCCUAUGAAUGUAAAGAUUGUGGGAAGGCUUUUAGUCAUGCUUCACAUCUUGUUAGACAUGAGAGAAUUCAUACUGGUGAGAAACCCUAUGAAUGUAAGGAGUGUGGAAAGACUUUUAGGAGUAGCCAUCAACUUACUAUACACCACAGAUUUCAUACUGGUGAGAAACCCUAUGAAUGUAAGGCAUGUGGGAAGGUGUUUAGUGUGUAUGGACGCCUUACUCGACAUCAGAGUAUUCACAGUGGUGAGAAACCUUUUGAGUGUAACAAAUGCGGGAAGUCCUUUAGGCUCAGUUCAAGCCUUAAAGUACAUCAGAGUAUUCACACUGGUGAAAAACCCUUUGGAUGCCACAAAUGCGGGAAGUCCUUUAGACUUAGUUCAAUGCUUAAGGUACAUCACAGAAUUCAUACUGGAGAGAGACUUUAUGGGAUAUAUGUAUAUCGACGAGGUGUCUUUGACUUCGGGCCUUUUUUCCGUGUCCCUCGUUGCGCGCUGCGCGAGUGGCACCCGUCCGAGGAAGAAACCGGCGUGGGUCGCCGCGGAAACGACUAUGCAGACGUAGCCCGAGCCCGUGGGGGACGACAGAGGCUGUGCAUCAGCGGCCUGCGUGCGCAGCUGCCCCUUUGUGGUUAUAAAGGGGCUCCUCGAGCCUUGUACGACGCCAGUGCCCGAGCCCCACCAGGCCUGAUGAAGCCACAAAGCAAAACCUUUUAUAAAAACACCGGUGGUAGGAAACAGAGCAGACAGUACCCAGACAUUUCUCUGUCUUCUUACUGCACCACCCCUCACAGAGGCAAACAGGCAGGGCGGCCACUGGAAGCGCUGAGACAGUGCGCCCCGGCCCCCCUCCCUCUUGUAUCUGCCUUCGGUGUAGAGUACCUGAGGAAACCGAUAUCUGGAGCGGGUUGGUCUGGACGCACGUCUGAGUCGCAGCAAUCGCUCCCUUCCGCGCCGCCCAGCCCUCUGCGAGGGCCUCACUCCCACCGUACUUGGGCCCGGAAGCGCCACGACCGCAUUUCGGCGGGAAAGCACGCGAGACCCACCGACUACGCGUGCGUGUGGGCACGGGGGCGGACUAGGACUAACGCGGAGACCAGGAGUGAGGAACGCGCGUGCCCACGCUGGCGACAUGCGUCGCCGACCCAAGGGCCCUGCUCCACCCCACACUCCACUUACCACACCCGAAGCCCCGCGAGGCUCGCUUCGCCUCCUCCCGCUCGACGGCUUCCUUCCUUGGGUUUUCUUGAUCUCUCAGGCACUCUUCUGCCUUCUUUCUCCACGGGUCUCGAGGAUUUCCCCCUCUUCAGUUUGGAGACACCAGAAGCGAGGGACAGGGAGAACGGUGUGAAAGGGUGGCUAGUAAUGCGCGAUCUCCCUCAGGGCGGGAGACUUCGUCCCUCCGGGCAGGGGUCUCAGAACAACACCCACGACGGCAAAUGGACUCCUAGUUUGGGCCGGAGAGGCGGGACUGCAUUUCCCAGCGUCCGUGCAGCGCUUCCUAGGCUAGGCCUCUCUCCGUCUCCUGGGGACGAGGUGGCUAGAGGAUUGGAUUUUCCAGUGUGCAGCUCUGUCCGGCGCUGGGGAAACUGCAGUUUCCAAUACCAUCCGUCCCAGGUUCCGUAA